AUGGAUGACUUUUCCGAUGACGGCUUCGACGACCUGAACGAUACGGUGCUGCAGGAGCUCGAAAAUAAUGCCAUUCAGUUCACCCAAGCUCAGCAAUUGGCUCAAUCACAGGCUGCACCGCCAGCACAAAAUAAUGCCUUCGAGUACGAAUUUGAUGAUGACGAUCUUGAUGAUACCGUCGUGAUUGACGAGCACGCUCUCCCGCCACCCCGCCCCCCACCACAACAAACCGCCCUUCCAACCCAGCAACCCCGCCAUACCACAACAGGCAUACAACGAUGGAAUCACCAGCUGCCGUCUUCGAGAUCGGCUUACCCGCAGCGCCCGCAGUAUGCACCACCACGGCCAGUCCCGCCACCUUUACCCUCUCGACAACGGUACCCAUCCGGGCCAUCGCAACGGCAACCUCCUGCCUCAUCAGCGCGCCCGCAACAAGGGCCACAGCAGUCGCAGUUUGCCCGUCCGCCUCUUCAAGCCGCCCGCCCAUAUGCGGUUCCACCAUCGCAAGCCCACCAUGGCGCCGGUCCGGCAAGUCAGAAUGAGAUCAUCGCGGCGCUGCGGGCUCGUGUGUCAGAGCUGGAGUCACACCUCACGGCGUCUCAUGGAGAGAAUUCCAUCCUUCGGUCUGCCCGCGGCAAAGACCGCGCAAAUUUCGAAACCGAGAUCGCGCGCAUAAAAAGGGAAACGACCGAGAAGCUUGCCGAGCAAGAGCGCAUCGCUGAACAAGCGCGUGCAGCAGAGCGCAGCACUGCCACCGAGCUACAGUUUGCCCGUCAAGACCUUAGAGAGGGGCUGGGACGGGCAAAGUCCAAGCGGAAAGAUGGCCCGGCAACACCCAGGAAGGAUAGGACAUGGGGAAUGGCUGAUGGUUUCGACGGAAUCGAGGUUCUCUCUAGCCCCAGUAAAACCCAGACCUUGCGACGGAAGGACUCGGGUCCCUCUGCGCUACCCCCCGGAGAGCGCACGCCGACCAGAGGAAAGAGAAAGCGCCCCAUUGUUGACAGCCCGACAUUUGCUCUCGAGACGGACGGAGGGGACUCGGUUUUCGAUAACGCACGCACGGUCAACACACCGGCCUUGUCGUCGCAGUUGUUCCCCCUUGAUUUCCUGAGGUUAUUUUUAGAUCACACCGCGAUUCACGACCAGCCUCCUACGUUCGAUGUCUUCUCCCACUACGCCUUCCCCGCAGACCAGAAGCAUUCGCUAGCAUCCAUCAUCCUUCAGAGGCUGCCCCAGAUGGGAACACCUGGCGAACCCCUAACGCUCUUGGUCGAAUUUGCGGACAUGCUGAUCGAAAUGUGGCACCAGUGUCUUGCGCAGCGAUAUUACGGGCCCAUAUACCACCUUGUCGCCUUGAUCGUGUACACUCUGGAGCUCAACGCGACCGAAGUCGCGUCACACAUUAUAUCGGCACUGAUUCCGGUCUGUGCGACAACAUGCCGCCUUGUGGCGCUUCCCCGGCUCAAUAGUGUUGACGGCGAUCUGUCAAGGCACCCCGAUGCGGUAGUUCGGCAGCUAUGUCUCAACAUCGAUGUUACUCAUUGUCUUUCCCUCCUCUACCUCGCCGCCCUGGCUUGCCUGCCAGCCCCCGUCCAAGGAUCUGACACCUCCGACGUGCCACGGCCUUCUCCACAACUAGAGUUCUGGAGGACAAUGGAAUUCGACUUUGUCUUGACGAUGCUGUCCCCGAAGCAUCCGGAAACGGAUUGGUGGGCCAUGAUGUCCAUCUUGCGUACGUCGGUCACGUCUGAUAGCAUCGGCCCCAUCCCGUCGUCGACAACCGAACCGUCGAGUGGCCGUGCCGAAACAAGAAACCCUCGUGCAGUUGCGGCCACGGUCAUUGACUGCGUGUCUUCCUUUCUUUGCGAGCCGCCGAGGUGGGCUGCCCACGGGUCUGGAAAAGAAAUUUUGGUGAGGUCGGCGGCACUAGAGACCCUUACUAUGUUUGCUACAAGCCACUUCGGCGCCCUGCAGAUCGCAGAGAGCGACGUUGCCAUCCCGCGUCUUGUCGCGGUGUUGUGCUGGGCUAUCGAUCGCCUGUAUGACUCGGACCUGCCCUUGCAAGUGGAGAAGCAAGCGGGCACGAGGAACUUUCCGGGCGACAGGGGGGAUAAGAUGGACGUGGACCAACAUGCUCCGGUCGGCACCGAAGCCAUGGUGACAGAUGGGGCAAAGUCGAACGCCGAAGCUUUGGGUGUUACAAACGAGACGACACUGGAUACGAUAACCGAUCCUAUGAGCCUCCUUUACGACAUCAUCUCGCUGGCAACACGAUUGCUCCACUUUAUCGUCACGGACCCAAGGACAUCCAUGGCUGCCAACACGUCGGCGAAGCUGGCUGCCUCUCACGGCGGAUCGCAACGCUACUUUCUAGCGCUCGCGAGGCUCAACUUUGCCGAGGAAGAUCUGGUCAUGGAGGCCGGGAUUGACGCUGAGACAGUGGAACUGGCUCACGAGCUGCUAGAGCUAGCCGUUACGCCGGAUGAAGGCGAGGAAAUUAGCGACAUGUUUGAUUGA
This is a messenger RNA of Chaetomium globosum CBS 148.51, 2517 nucleotides long. RefSeq lists its product as uncharacterized. The record is from RefSeq and is a predicted model, not a curated record. The transcript is spliced from 2 exons. The coding region runs from base 1 to 2517 and encodes 838 amino acids. NCBI's taxonomy places the organism in Eukaryota, Fungi, Ascomycota, Sordariomycetes, Sordariales, Chaetomiaceae.